AUGCUGAAGGGUCAUCAUGCAUAUCAUGAUCCCAAUGACAGACCCAGAGAAGUCCCUGAGGACAAGGAUGAGGAUGAGGAGGAUGAGGACAAGCAGGAGGAGGAGGCAAUCGAUCCUGACAAGCAGGAACCUGAUGAUCCACAGACUGCACUUCUAGAAAAAAUGAAUCACACGCGUGUCACCACAGACUACUUCAGUAAAGCAAGGCAGAUCAUAACUGCGAGGGAUGGAGCUAUUCCUCACCCUCCUCGAAUGUUUAUCGCUGGUGGUACUGCCAUUCACCUCAACUACACUCCUUCUCGCACUGGAGUUGGUGUUGAUGAUGUUGCUACUGAUUUCAAUAUACUGGAUUUGCAUGUAGUGCUUUCAGAAUUUUUGCUAUGUGACACAAGGGAGAGGAGCAGUUUAUAUGGUGGGGGGUCCAAGAAGAAGGCCGUUGAUCGACCGUCCUCCCAUCCUUCCAUUUGA
This is a messenger RNA of Suillus fuscotomentosus, 468 nucleotides long. RefSeq lists its product as uncharacterized. The record is from RefSeq and is a predicted model, not a curated record. The coding region runs from base 1 to 468 and encodes 155 amino acids. The transcript has a single exon. Lineage: Eukaryota; Fungi; Basidiomycota; Agaricomycetes; Boletales; Suillaceae.